GAGUGGCCUGCUCCCGCUUCUCCUCACCAGAUCAGAAUCGGAGCAACACACACAAAAUGCUGGAGCAACUCAGCAGGCCGGGCAGCUUCUACUGAAAAGAGUACAGUCGACGUUUCGGGCCGAGACCCUUCAUCAAGACUGGAGAAAAAAAAAUGAGAAAUACCAGGAACUUUUUUCUGAAUAUGCACAUGUUGCAACUAGUGUGCUCUGGGUUCUGAUGAAGGGAACUUCCCCUGUUGCUCUGUUAAGUUGGAAGAAGCAUAGCCAAGCUUGCGCCUGGACAACUUGUCAUCCAUGCAGAUUGGCUGAGACUCCGAUCCAGCACUGAGAUUAGCACAGCCGGCUGUGAUCUCACUGCCUCGCCGAAGACUCCAGAGCACCGAUAAUGGCCCAGAGAGUCAUUAUCUGUGUCACACUGCUCCUGAUGGCUUUUGAUUUGUGCCACGGUGAUUGCAAGUUUGUGAUGAAGACUGGGAGUGAAUGUUUGGAAAAAGGAAUUUCGCACAGCAUUGGUUCCAUGUGGAAGGGUGAUGAUUGCUACUCCUGCUACUGUGGGAAGGUCACUGCGAUAUGCUGCACAGAGUACGUUCAACCUCCUGAUGUCCCCAACAGCUGCGAAGUAAUUUUUGACAAGAGACUUUGCAGAUAUAAGACCUACAGGAAAGACAACCCGAAUAUCGUGUGUAACUAGAAAUUUGGAAUGGAACAGUGGGAUUCAUGGGAGCAGCUUGACCCUUAUCCCCUAAGCUGCCUCCAUACCCUUGGACUAACCAGAACACCCAGCCAUCCCUCAAUAGACCUUCGGUACAAUCAGGAGUCUAAAUGUCAUGCUGUAACCUCAUCCACUGCCUGUCAAAGCCUUUAAGUAAUUAAAUAAAUCCUAU
Molecule: messenger RNA, 884 nt
Organism: Mobula hypostoma (lesser devil ray)
Lineage: Eukaryota; Metazoa; Chordata; Chondrichthyes; Myliobatiformes; Myliobatidae
Product: beta-microseminoprotein-like
Exons: 5
Coding region: 386-691 (101 amino acids)
Source: RefSeq, a predicted model, not a curated record